AUGAGCUCAAAUGAGAUGGUCAACCCGCACGAGCAGCAGCAGCUGGCGCUUCUUGCAAGAAUCAUCAACAGCACCAAAGCCCUCAACGACUCCGUCCAUGAUAUGAACUUGUUUUUGCAUAAGAUUAAUAGCGACAAUAAGAAUGUCGAGAUUGUUGCGCAGAUGUGGGAGAAUUACUCUCAGAACGCUGAGUACAACUUAGAAGCCACUGGCCAAAAGAGAAAGCCGUUGUAG
Messenger RNA from Candidozyma auris, 234 nucleotides. RefSeq names its product Dad4p (gene DAD4). The record is from RefSeq and is a predicted model, not a curated record. Gene Ontology annotation, cellular component: DASH complex; mitotic spindle. NCBI's taxonomy places the organism in Eukaryota, Fungi, Ascomycota, Pichiomycetes, Serinales, Metschnikowiaceae. Gene Ontology annotation, biological process: attachment of spindle microtubules to kinetochore. The transcript has a single exon. Bases 1 to 234 code for a protein of 77 amino acids.